UUGGCUCGAAGGUCGCCUGCACAAGCAGUUUCUGCCUUGACGUAGCUCGAUUUGCUCGAUUCCAUGACGCUCCACCUGGGUCAUCCUGAUCUUGAGGAUGAAUCCGCAGCCCUGGUGCAAGGUGAUGACACAUCCAGCGAGACCCCAAUGCUCAGGCGAUUCCGUUUCGGUAUGCUUGCGAUCGCUAUGGCCUUGAUAGUUACCGCGACCGUGAUCAAUUUUAGAUCCUCCAUUGUGGAGCUGAGCUCGGCCGCCAAGGACUCAACCAUCCAAGAGUUCAGCACUGUGGAUAACAGGCUUCAAAAGCUGAUUCAUGAUCUACGGGAAGCGAUGUCGAUUACCAAAAGGAUGGAGGCGAAAGAGCAAAAGGCACAGGCCGCCGCAAAGGCCGCGGCCAAGGCCGCCGCAAAGGCCGUGGCAGCAGCGAAGGCUGCAUCGCAGCCUGCGCAAAACGUUACCAAGCCUGCAGGCCCUGUGAAGCCGAAGUUUGACAACACCACCAAGCAGCUGAUUUGGAAAGAUCCCUUUUCGUUUUUUUGCUUUAUGCUCGUGGUGCCGUCUGAGCUGCCGAUGAUCCAAUGGCAGUUCAAGAAUGGAGUUGGCAUCUUUGGAUGCAACAAUUGGGCAGUAUACAACUCCGGCUCAGACAGCUUGAAGAUUGGCACCUAUGCGGAUGGCAGUGCGGCCAAGACGACGCCCCUUCCAGGCCCUGAUGCUUUCUUUGGAAAGUCGUAUUUUUGGGGCUGCAGCCGGCCACAGAAGUACUUGAUGAACGCCAAUGUGAUGGUGCGGGCUUGGGAGCAUGCAGCAGGAGAAGGUGUUGCAGGCAUGCAUUCCUGGAUCGUCAAGGUGGAUGCAGACUCGGUGUUCAGCCCAGCACGACUCCAAAGGCUUUUCUUCCAACGUGGUUUGGACGACGUACAUUUGCAACACCAGAGGAGGUAUUUCAAGAAUUGCAAGGCGAUGAACUCCAUGCAGGGCUCAGUGGAGAUUCUCUCCCGGGACGCCUUCUAUUACUUCACAGGGAAGAAGGUCCAGUGUCAGCAGAAGAUGGAUUGGUGGCACAUGGGUGAAGACAUUUUCACCUUCCAUUGCAUGCAGCAGCUGGGCGUGCCAGCGCUUGACCUGGACGAGGGCUCAAUCGACUCCUACUGUGCCAAGACAAAAGGCUGUGUCGAUCAUCCUGAAGGACCGAAGGAGUGCACCAAUGCCAACGCAGCGGUGUUCCAUCCCUUCAAGACACUGGACAAGUACAAAGACUGCUGGAAGGAAAUGCAGGAAGUGGAUCAGCGCAGAGUCGAAAUUCAGCCGGGACUCCUCUAUUGAGGGGCGAGGACCAUCUAGAAGUGAUUUUUGUGAGGCGGAAAGUUAUGGUACAGGAUCAAGCCUGCAGUGCACCUGGAUGAGGGUUGGCCAGUCGUCCAACGCGGGGGCCCUUUUGGGGGCCUACUGCAGAUCUAUCACAUGAAUUGACAGAGCCCACGUGCGAAGACGGCACCCAUCCUCACUACAGCUGAGCCGAGCCACGCCAAGCUCAGCUAUGUUUUCAAUGCUUGAGGUCUGUGCUGAAAGCACAACAUCAACGGCCAACGGCGCAUUAGUUGCACGUUGAAGUCGUAUGGCGGUCAUGGGCACCAUGACUUCAAUUAGGAUUGUGUGUGAACAGCACUGAGCGAAAGCAGGGACAUGCAAGCAAUCGGCAUAUCCAGCAGGUACCUGGAGAUCCUACUUCUGCACCAGCAUUUCUAUGGGGAGCAGAAUUGUGCUGAACCGGUAGCCACGUGUUCAGAUUGAUUGAUUUAUACAGUCUUUCAUUUUAAUUCAGCAGUUCCCUUGAAGUUCCCUGCCCUCCAAUCUUGGCCGAACACCAGCCGAAGCAUGGCCAGAUGAGGGG
Molecule: messenger RNA, 1894 nt
Organism: Durusdinium trenchii
Lineage: Eukaryota; Dinophyceae; Suessiales; Symbiodiniaceae
Source: the annotation of a GenBank genome assembly